Uranotaenia lowii is the source of this 1061-nucleotide messenger RNA. RefSeq lists its product as uncharacterized. NCBI's taxonomy places the organism in Eukaryota, Metazoa, Arthropoda, Insecta, Diptera, Culicidae. The coding region runs from base 13 to 906 and encodes 297 amino acids. The transcript is spliced from 4 exons. The record is from RefSeq and is a predicted model, not a curated record. Gene Ontology annotation, molecular function: lipase activity.
AUCAAGUAUAUAAUGCGGACAUUAUUAACGUGCUCUAUUUUACUAUUUUUCUGUUCACCUCAGGUGACCGGGCAAGUUGAUUUGACGGAUACGGUGCAGUUUUUCAUCUUCGACAGUCAACAGAAUGGUUUGAUUCCCGUAUCGACUGAUGAUGGCGUUUUCAAUCAAAAUGGUUGCAACCCAAAGAACAACUUUACAGUGGUUGUUCACGGAUGGAAGGAAAGUGCCAAGAAAGCCUGGGUUCUACCAAUGUUAGCAAAUUUUUCCAGUCACCGAGGAGGGUGUGUGCUUUUUAUGCAAUACGGCCGUGCCUCUGAUGCAGAUUCAUACUUUUCUGUGAUGAUGCCAAACUUUGAGAGGCUUUCCAAUAUGUUGGUGCAAUUCCUUCGCCGUUUGCUAUCACUGGGGUUUGCUUCAGAGAAUGGGUUCCUGUUUGGAUUUAGCUUCGGAGGACAAAUGGUUCUGGAUGCUGGUCGAAAAUUGGGAAAUCAGAAGCUAGCCAGAGUUGAUGCCUGUGAACCGGCUGGGCCAGGAUUCGACUCGAAUCUCACCUAUGGCAGUUUGGAGAAGAAAAGUUCGGCCAAGGCGGUACAAUGUAUCUUCACCAGUCUUGUUUUUAGCACAGUCAACAGGAACUGUCACAUCAACUGGCAGAUGGGAAUUUGCGGCAUCAGUCAGCCGGCGGCAAGGGUUGCUCCGGAGUCAGAUCAUGGAUUAUGUCCGUAUUUCUACAACAGUGCAUUCGAUAAUAAAUUUGUUCCAAUGAAGAAGCCAAUCUAUUGCCCUUCUACGAAGGCUGUCGGCUCAUGGCCCCAAACUUUUAGAAUGGGAUAUUUUUGUGACGUUGGAAGCGGAGCAACGGGUGAUUAUUAUGCAACGACGUUAAAAUAUUAUCCUUAUGUUUGAAGAAAAAAGAUUUUUUGUCUUCCUGGAAGAAAUGAGAAAAAUAUAAGAAUAACCUACUUUUUGUUUAAUGUUUUAAUGAUUUUAAGCUGUGGUAGUUUUUGAUCAUGAAAACAAAAUUAAAAGUAAAUAGUAAUUUUUGGACGACUAAUCAUAUU